ACCAGAGAUUAUCCUCGCAGAUAAGUUACUUUGUUAAUUCCCAGUUGGCGAAGCAGAAGAUCCUGAAAUGGCAGACUCGGCCCGAUCCUCAUCAGAUACAAUAAUUCAAUUGCAUGGUGAAGAAUUUUGGCCUCUUUCAGGAAAACCUUUCUUUGAUAUAAUACUCGCAAAAUCACAUGUCAAACCUUCUUACAUGCUGGGAAUUCCAGCCAAACUUCAUUCAAUACUACCACCUUGUUCAAUCCCUACGGUUCUCAACUUUGCGGGAAAAAGUUGGGAGAUGACAUGUGGUGGAAAACACCGAAAGCACAAGUUGGAUAAAGAGUCAUGGAAAGCAUUUGUUGAUGACAACAAGUUAAAGGCUGGCGAUGGAUGUGUGUUUGAAGUCAUGGAGUGCAGCACUACAAAACUAGAAUUAAGAGUCCAAAUCCUCCGAGGUGACAUCCCAGCUGAACUCCUAGAGAAGGAAAGAGGUGAUGAAGCCGAGAAACCCAUUGUUCUUUGACGAAUAUUUCCUUUUAUGGAUGUGUUAUGAAUUUCCUGAACGACUUUACUGGUCAAGAACUAAGUAGAGGCUACAGUUAAGAUUACUGCUAAUCUUUAAUAUGUUCAGAUAUGUGUUUCUGUGUAGUUCUUGUGCUGUACUUUAACAUGAUCUUAUUUUAGUAACAUGAGAAGUAUGAGGAAUUGCUUAUUUCAUGAGUCGAAUCAGCCACCUUUGUACUCUUCCUCCCAAAAUCUUUCUAAAUUGUCAGUUAUAGAGCUGGGAGUCUUCACUGUUACAAAUUUUUUUCUUUUCUUUUGUUAGAAUAAAUGCGAUACAGAAGGUUCAGUGUGCCAGUUUCAAAUCAGAUACAUUUUGUGAGGGAAUAACAUCGAGUGUCAAUUGGGACAUCUUAUGUGAUAGCACUCAUAGCAGUGUUUCAGGACAUCUUAUGUGAUAGAUGUGACACCAUAUUGCCGUUGUUAUUAUU
Molecule: messenger RNA, 974 nt
Organism: Fragaria vesca subsp. vesca
Lineage: Eukaryota; Viridiplantae; Streptophyta; Magnoliopsida; Rosales; Rosaceae
Product: B3 domain-containing protein Os04g0386900-like
Exons: 3
Coding region: 68-505 (145 amino acids)
Molecular function (GO): DNA binding
Source: RefSeq, a predicted model, not a curated record